This is a messenger RNA of Mesorhabditis spiculigera, 372 nucleotides long. The record is from the annotation of a GenBank genome assembly. Lineage: Eukaryota; Metazoa; Nematoda; Chromadorea; Rhabditida; Rhabditidae.
AUGGUGACGUGUGGCGGUUGCUUUGUCAAGUCGCAUCAAGGGCACCAGAUCGUCGCACUUCUCCAAGUCGAGCUCUCAGCUCUCCAAGAUCGCGCAUCUACCCACAUUCUUGGCGUGUUCGAGGGAUACGACAAGAAUUUCCAGCAUCUACACGCCUCGAUUCGAGACGGAAUGGCGGCGAUGACCAAGGCGGGGGCCGACAAAUUGAAGGAGAUCAACGACAAGGGCCACUACGACGAGGGCAAAGCGGUGGCGGAUGAGAUGACGGCACUCACCGCCGAUUUCGAGAAGCAAUGCGAGGAGUACAUGCCCGUCGCCCGCAAGUUCAACGACCACCUCAUCAGCUACAAGGAGCGCAUCGAGAAGAAGGAA